Messenger RNA from Didymodactylos carnosus, 1569 nucleotides. NCBI's taxonomy places the organism in Eukaryota, Metazoa, Rotifera, Eurotatoria, Philodinida, Philodinidae. The record is from the annotation of a GenBank genome assembly.
AUGAACAAAAAUACAUUAUUAUUACUUUUAUCCUUAAUUGCUAUUGUUUUGAUUUCCACGGCUGUUAUUGGUUGGACAUACCAUUUAUGGAUGCCAAAAAUAAGAACUUCAUUAGUAUAUAGUGAUUCUAUAAUCGGUUCGUCCCCUGUGUUACCCAAUGAUGGAACAUACGUUCAAUGGACAUUUUUACAAAUGAAUGAUGUCUAUGAAAUUAUGCCAUUGAAUGAAGGAAAAAAAGGUGGAUUGGCACGAGUCGCAACUGUGCGUAAGGAAUUAUUGAAUGAAAAUCCUCACACGUAUACUUUUGUAGCUGGUGACCUCUUAUCACCAUCUGCUCUCAGUCAAGCAACUGUUAAUGGAUCAUCAUUGAAUGGUAUUCAAAUGAUAGACGUAAUGAACUCAAUACCUAUCGAUUACAUGACAUUUGGCAAUCAUGAAUUUGAUUUAAAAAAGCCUGAUCUUUUGAAACGCAUGGCAGAAUCAAACUUUGCAUGGAUAUCCACAAAUGUAAAAAAUUUAUCAACAAAUGAUCCAUUUGGAAAAGCUAUACCGUACAAACUAAUUACAAUUUCAAAUAUAAAUAUAUUGAUAAUUGGUUUAACAAUACAUGAUAAUGUGGGCUCACCACCAUAUGUAACAAUUGUCAAUGGAUCAUUAUUAAAAACAUUUGUGAACACAUUUUUGUCAACACUAAAUGUUAAAUAUGAUGUGCUCGUAGCUAUUACACACCUUGACAUAGCACAAGAUAUAAUGUUAGCCGAACAAGUGCCACUCUUUGACCUUAUCAUUGGUGGACAUGAUCAUGAAAAUUAUCAUGAGAUACGCGGUGAAUAUAACACACCAAUAUGUAAAGCUGAUUCAAACGCAGUUAGUGUAUUCAUUCAUCGAUUAGCUUAUAAUGUAGAUAAAAAGCUGCUACGUAUCUACAGUACAUUAAUAAAAAUCACUCCAGAUAUCCCCGAUAAUGAACAAACAAAAGCAGUUAUUGAACAUUGGUAUAAUAUUGGUAUGGAUGCAUUUGCAGCCGAUGGCUUUCAACCAAAAGAAAUUGUUGCUAAUCUGCCGGAUGAUGUUGAAUUAGAUGGCUUAUCAUCAACGAUUCGCUAUGGACCUGCAUUAUUAACAGAUUACAUCUGUCAAAGCUUUUUAGAUAUGACAAAUGCAACCGUUGGUGUAUUUAAUGUCGGUGCUAUUCGUUUAGACGAUGUUCUUAGAGGAACAAUUACAGAAUAUGAUAUCUUACGUAUACUACCGUAUGCAAAUAUUGUGUGGAAAUUAUCCGUACCCGGUUCAAUAGUAGCAGAAGUGUUAACGCACGGACGUACAUUGAUUGGAAAUGGGAUGUAUUUAGCUUCAUGUGGCGUACAAUCAACAGAUAAUAUAAAUUGGUUUUUAACAUCAGAUAAUAAAACAAAUAUUUCAAAAGAGCCAACAAAUUUUACUGUAGCUACAAUUGACUAUGCAAAAACCGCAACCGGAUUGAAUGAUCCAUCUGUCGAGCUAUUACAAACAUAUAAAUUAGCUUCUCUUGGAUUAAUUCAAUACUUGAAAAAGUUAUAUCAACGUUAA